Chiloscyllium plagiosum (whitespotted bambooshark) is the source of this 6330-nucleotide messenger RNA. It is a transcript of the gene ltbp1, whose product is annotated as latent transforming growth factor beta binding protein 1. The record is from RefSeq and is a predicted model, not a curated record. Gene Ontology annotation, molecular function: calcium ion binding. Lineage: Eukaryota; Metazoa; Chordata; Chondrichthyes; Orectolobiformes; Hemiscylliidae.
CAUCUAACAUCUGCUCCAGUGUGUGUGUGUGAGAGAGUGUGUGAGUGAGUGAAUGUGUCUUAUUUAUUUGUGCUGAGUGUUUCCCUUCAGCUAUAUUUUUCUUAAUUUGUAAAGUUAUCUGUUGCUGGAGACAUCUGGCAACCAGCGUGUUUUUUUUGUUCUAUAUAUAAAGAUAAUAGAUAUUUAUAUAUAUAACAAGCCGCCUUUAGAAAUCCACCGAGAGAAGGGGGCCAGUUCACUGUUAAAAGACACUGCAGAGGAAUACGUUUUGACUGGAGUGCGAGUCCUCUUAAGGAACAAGCUUGUAUCAACAUGGAGUGGGUGAGGUACAGCGUUUUGGUGUGGCUACUCUCCGUCUUGCAGCCGCACCAAGUGUGCCCUGAGAAGAGGAAUCUCAGGAGGAUCACUUACGUGCUUCACUCGGGCAAGUCUCACGGCCGGGGCAGUGUCUUUGCUUUCGGUACCAGGCACCGUGCUCCCUCCUCUUAUACAGUCAGGGCGCAGGGCUCGGCUCCAGUGCUGGAGGUGAAAACCACUUACAGGAGGAGCUCGCCCCAGGUCAGGACCCGGCGGAUGGGCCAGGCGAGCCAGCACGUCCAGCAGCAGCAGCAGCAGCAGCACAUCGCUCAGUUCCAUCCACACCAGUACUACCAGCAGCAGUCCAUUAGACACCCUGUGCACUACCAAAAACAACAGCUUAACGGAGUUAACGUUUGUGGCGGUCAGUGCUGUCAUGGAUGGGCCCAAGCUCCUGGCUCUCAAAGAUGCACCAAGCCGAAUUGUUCUCCAAAGUGCCAAAAUGGAGGGAUGUGUCUAAGGCCCCAGCUUUGCGUGUGCAAACCAGGCACCAAAGGUAAAGCAUGUGAGGAGACGUCGUCCAGCGUUCAACCCACAAACAAUCAAGACACGGUGGCCCAGGCUCAGCCCAUACCGCAACAGGCGCCCCAGCAAACCAUGACCCAGAGAUUGGUGCAACCUCCUCAGAAUAUCAAUUCACUGGGCCACAUGUCUUUGACUGUGAAGCAGAAACCUUCCAUGGUGGUGCCCCAGCAGUCUCACAUGGUACCCCUUCCAUCUCAACCACUGAUGAUGCUUGUACAACGGGGCCAAUCUCAACAAUUCACAUUUAAACCCAAAUAUUACAGCCAGAAGUUUUAUCCUGGAGGACAGGCUGCAGGAAGUUCGCUGCCUCAGGCUUCAUCUGGGAGCCAGUUCCAAGUCGGAAACCACACCGGCCGCAUCAAGGUGGUCUUCACCCCCACCAUCUGCAAGGUGACCUGCAUCAAAGGCAAGUGCCAUAACAGCUGCCAACAGGGCAACACCACCACCCUCAUCAGCGAGAACGGGCAUGCUGCUGACACCCUGACAGCGCAGAACUUCCGUGUGGUGGUCUGCCACUUGCCUUGCAUGAACGGAGGACAGUGCACUUCCAGGAACAAAUGCCAGUGCUCUCCUCAUUUUACCGGCAAGCUCUGCCAUAUCCCGGUGCAGCCUUCCAAUGGCCAGCAGCAUCACCAGCAGCCUGGCAAAGCUCCGACCUCGCCGGUAGUUCAUUCGACACACACACUGCCUCUGUCUCACGGUGGGAAGCCCGGCCUACAGAUGAAGUUCCCUCCAAACAUAGUGAACAUCCAUGUUAAACACCCACCGGAGGCAAAUGUGCAGAUCCACCAGGUCUCCAGAGUGGACAGUUCCUCCCUGGGACAGAAGGUCAAUGGUGUCAAGUCGAGCCAACAACAGAUCACUUAUCAUGCUCUGAGUCCUUCAGUACCUCACGUACCGAAUUCUGUCUACACACACCAGCAGCAAGUUCGCACCCAUCAUUUUCCCCGAACACAAACCAAGUUAGGACGUUGCUUCCAGGAAACUACAGGCUCACAGUGUGGGAAACCUCUUCCUGGCCUUUCAAAGCAAGAAGAUUGCUGUGGAACUGUGGGGACUUCUUGGGGUUUCAACAAAUGCCAGAAAUGCCCUAAGAAGCCAUCUUUCCCCAUUCGAGGGAAUGGACAAUUGGUGGAGUGUCCCGUGGGUUACAAGCAGAUUAAUGCAACACAUUGUCAGGAUAUCAAUGAAUGCCAACUCCAAGGGGUGUGCUUACAUGGAGAAUGCCUGAAUACCCUGGGCAGCUAUAGGUGCACAUGCCAGCCUGGGUUUGUUCCAGGUCCUGCACAAUCUGCCUGUGUCCCUGAAAAUCUUUUAAUUGAAGAGAAAGGGCCCUGCUACCGGUUUGUCAGUGCAGGAAAGCAGUGCAUGCAUCCUCUGUCUGUGCAGCUCAGCAAGCAGAUGUGCUGUUGCAGCGUUGGCAAAGCCUGGGGCACAAGCUGCGAGAAAUGUCCCAUUCUGGGAACAGCUGCCUUCAAGCAAAUCUGCCCUGGUGGAAUGGGCUACCAUGUUAGUCAAACCUUCAAGAAGGUGACUAUCAAGCCUGGGUCUGAAACUAAAGUGCAGAAGCGUCCUGACUCGACCAUGACUCAUCCUGAGAUUAAACACUCUGAUCCGAUACCUACUCCGGCAAAGAUACCACCAGAACAACAGCCCUUAGAAGCUUUCCCAUCAACCGAGACUCAACACCCAGCGGUGUUAAUACCAGAAGUGGCCACCAGCACACCUGAACAGGAACUUGUAAAAGAUGAGCGUGUUGUGGAAUCUGGCCUGCCCCAGCUAUCGCCCAGCAUUACCACCAUCCAGAUCAACUCGGGCUACCCUGCAGUGGUGGAAAAAACCUCACCUCCGAACCCGGUCCACAUUGCCCCAGAUGUGUCUACCUCCAGUCUGACCCAUUUCAUUGCAUCUACUCAAGUCGCAGAAAUCGAUGAGUGCUCGGUUGAUCCUCGGAUCUGUGGACCCGGCCAAUGUAUCAAUCUACCAGAGGGAUACACGUGUAACUGUGAUCCUGGCUACCAGCUCAACACAGUGAAAACUGCUUGCAUUGAUGUGGAUGAAUGUGCACAGAUUCCGCGCCCGUGUUCCAAUGGAUACUGUAAGAACACAGUGGGAAGCUUCCGCUGCCUCUGUCAUCGAGGGUUCACAUCAGACGGAGGAACAGAAUGCGCUGAUAUUGAUGAGUGCUUGAGCCCCAAUAUCUGUGGAGAAGGUCAUUGCAUUAAUGUUGUAGGCUCCUACAGAUGCCAGUUCUGUGAUGCUGGAUACAAAAUGAACAGAGGACAGUGUGAAGACAUUGAUGAAUGCCAGGAUUCCAACAAAUGUCCGUCUGGAAGAUGCAUUAACAAUCCUGGCUCUUAUGAGUGUGUGUCUUGCCCAGAUGGAUACACAGGCAGAAAUGGCCAAUGCGUAGAUGUUAAUGAAUGCCUCAACAGAUCAGCUUGUGCAAAUGGCAGAUGUUCGAACCUUGAGGGGGCCUAUAUCUGUACCUGUAACCGAGGCUAUGAACCAUCCCCUGAUGGCAAACUGUGCAAAGAUGUGAAUGAGUGUCAAGAUGCGAUUCUGUGCACCAAUGGGCAAUGCACGAAUACAGAGGCCUCCUUCUUCUGCGAAUGCAACUUGGGUUACCGUCUGACUGCCACAAGGGACCAGUGUGAAGACAUUGACGAAUGCCAACAAAACUCGGAUACUUGCCAGGGAGGUGUGUGCAUCAACAAUGCUGGCUCCUUUACAUGCACGUGUCCAGGUGGCUUCCAGCUGGUGAAUGGUGUUAGGUGCCAAGAUGUUGACGAAUGCGCAGAUGGCACCAAAUGCCAUGAUGGAUCUUGUGUCAACACCGACGGCUCCUAUAGAUGUGAAUGUGCCAGAGGCUAUCGUUUGAACCCUACUGGUGAAGCAUGCGCUGAUGUCGAUGAAUGUGCAAACAGCACGGUGUGCGGCACUCAUGGAUUCUGUGAAAACACAGCUGGGUCCUUCCGCUGUCUCUGUGACCAGGGCUUCCAGGAUCUACUGGAGGGGCAAGGCUGUGUGGAUAUAAACGAGUGUGAAAUGAUCAGCGGAGUUUGUGGUGAAGCUCUCUGUGAGAAUGUGGAUGGCACAUUCCUUUGCAUCUGUCCGGAUGAUGUCCAGGAAUUUGACCCAAUGACUGGGGAGUGCCGCUCCCCUGAGCCUCCAGCAGAAGGAAAAAAGGAAUGUUACUACAAUCUCAAUGAUGUCCACUUCUGUGACAAUGUCCUGGCUUCCAACGUCACCAAACAAGAAUGUUGCUGCACACUGGGAGCUGGCUGGGGUGACAACUGUGAAGUGUUUCCAUGUCCAAUGUUUGGCACUCCUGAAUUCGCUGCCAUGUGCCCUGAGGGUAAGGGCUUCAUUCCUAAUGGAGACUCAGCCUAUGGAAUCAGUGGACAAAACUACAAAGAUGCUGAUGAAUGUGUUUUAUUUGGACAAGAGAUCUGUAAGGAUGGCUUUUGCCUGAACACACAGCCCAGCUUUGAAUGUUACUGCAGACAAGGCUUGUAUUAUGAUCCAGUCAAACUGCAAUGUCUUGAUAUCGACGAAUGCCAGGAUGUAGCGAGUUGCAUAAAUGGGCAAUGCCUUAACACUGAAGGCUCGUACAACUGUUUCUGCACCCUCCCAAUGGUCCUGGAUGCUUCAGGGAAACGCUGCACGAACCCCUUAGAUUCUGACGAUAUCGACGAGUGUCAGGAUCCAUCAAAUUGUAUCGGUGGUCAAUGCAUCAACACUGAUGGCUCAUACAACUGUUUCUGCACAUACCCAAUGAUCCUCGACUCUUCAGGGAAACGUUGCAUUGAGCCUUCAGAAACUAGUGAACAAACCACUGAAGAGGAUGUGUGCUGGCAGGCUGUGAGCAGUGAGGUUGUGUGUGGGUCACCCCUAGUGGAUCGGAGGACCACCUACACUGAGUGCUGCUGUAUGUAUGGAGAAGCCUGGGGUAUGGACUGUGCUCUUUGUCCCCUUCGAAACACAGAUGACUACGCACGACUUUGUAACCUUCCUGUUCCUGGGAGACGGCAUGAGUAUGGUCAGGAUGCAUUGAUGCCUCCGUAUCAGCCUGACUACUCAGUCCCAGCUUCUGAGUACCACUCCCAGCAGGCACUACGUGGUAACCUGCCCUUCUUUGUCGACGCACACUAUCCGUUUGAUAGUUUCGAGGGACUGCAGGCUGAGGAAUGCGGUAUCCUGAAUGGCUGUGAGAAUGGGCGUUGUGUCAGAGUGCAGGAGGGCUACACGUGUGACUGCUAUGAUGGCUACCAGCUGGACAUCAGCAAGCUGGAGUGUGUUGACGUGAAUGAAUGUAUCGAGCUCAAUGAUAAAAUGUCACUUUGCCGGAACGCCAAAUGCAUCAACACUGAUGGAUCGUACAAGUGUGUGUGUCUGCCAGGCUACGUCCCCUCGGAGCAGCCUAAUUACUGCGUAACUACAGAGGCACAGAAAGAGUCAAAGUUGGAGUAAUUUGCGAAGAGCUGCACAUCCCCCUUCCCUCUCCCCAGCCCCGCUACUGUACAAAUCCUACCUACGCUCCGCACCUCUCCCUCUUCCCCCCUCUAAUCCCCGCCAUCACCAGAUCCCACCCAGAAGUGACGUACAAAGACUCUGCCUAUGCAGCACCCCCUUGUCAAUGAGUAUUUGCCGUCAGUCACUGAUGCCAUUAAGGAAGGAGACACCAAAUGGACAUAUCGUUUCCUCAAGCUGGGGGGUGAACCCCAAUUCUACCAAUGAACGGAAAGACCAAAUGGAUUCCUAAUGUGCUUCUUCUUUUUAUAUGGAAAGGAAAGCCCUCUCAAUAAGGGACAUGCAAAGUGAGAAAGCACACCGCAUCCACAAUCAUUCACACAAAAUAGCAUUUGUUAUUAGCACAUGGUUUACACUAUGUAUAACAGUGGUGAAAAUAUUUUGUAUUACGUAUUUGAUAAAAUGCAGUAUGUGUUUAUACUGCUUUGACUUUAGAGUUUUAUGACAAAUGUAAAUUCUUUGAUAGCAACUUAUAGUCCGUUUGUAUGUUUUUUUUUAAAAAAGGUCGUGCUAUUCUGUGUCUGGAACAUUGGUCAGUGACAGUUUUUACCUUGUUCAGUGUCUGCCCUGUGGAGCAGGCGUGUUGUUUCGAUAAGGUUUUUUUUUUAAAAAAGUUUUAUACAACCGUAGAGGUGUGAAGUUCCUGGUUAUGUUCUCCACACAUUAUAUACUGCACUACAACCCACACAGUUCAAACUUGCCAGGUCGCAAAGCUGCUACAGGACAGCCAAAAGAGACAUGAUGUGUACAGUUACACUGAAGAAAUAAAAGAACCAGAUUAUUGUAUUGUAAGUUGUAAAUUGAAGCAAAAAUAAUUCACAAGCAGAUAGCUCUUGUAUGAUCAUCUUAAAAGCAUAUUAAAGCUGUAUUCUAAACCUCUGUAAAACCUAUAAAUAAAUCACUUAUGGAAGUGUA